UCUAACUCAGACGCCAAUAUUUUACUGUUUUACUGAGCAGCGCACGAGGAGGGGUGGUGAACAUGAAGGGUCGCAUCGCCAUCGCGCAAGUUUAUUUACGGAAGGUUUCAUGUUUGUGAAUGGGUUGAACUGAUUUCUGUAAAUAUUUAGCAUUUUCUCUCCUUGAGUUGUCACUGGACACAACCGAAGAUGACAUCAUCGAGUUCGGCACAGGCCGCAAGCAGUUUGAUUCAAUCAACUGCAGGCGCUAUUCCCGUUGUCAAUGAAAAAGGUGAGGUGUCUAUGCAAAAGGUGAAGGUGCACAGAUAUGUGUCUGGGAGAAGACCAAAGUAUGCACCAAAGGAGAGCAGCGAUGAAGAAAGCGGAGACGAAUUCACAUUUGAGCGCCGCCAGCAACCUGCGGCACCCGAACCCAUACUUAUUGAUGAAGAAGCAGAGAGAACCGACCCUCGACUUCGCCGUCUGCAACGUCGUGAACGCGAAUCUAACGAAGAAGAAAGGAUUGAACGUCACAGACAAAUUCACGAACCAGAAGUGUUGGCAGUCAACGAAGGGGCGGAAGAUGAACAGCGUGCAGCUCGUUGGAAAGAUGCAGAGGACAGCAGCGAUGAAGAAGACUUGGACGAUGAGGAAAUUGAGAGACGGCGGUUGAUGCUUCGUCAGCGGGCACUUCACAAGGCGCAAGAAGAGGAGCUGCUUGACCUAGAAGAUGAUGGGAGAUCUGAAGAGGCAGACACCGAGGAAUCCGAGUACGAGGAGUAUACUGAAUCCGAGGAGGAGGAUGUGGGACCACGUCUGAAGCCGGUGUUUGUCAGGAAACGUGACCGCAUCACCAUUCAGGAGAGGGAACGCUUGGCUCAAAAGGAGAAAGAACUCGAGCAAGAAGCCAAGAGGAUAGCUGAGGAGCGCCGUAAGACCACUCUCAAGAUAGUAGAAAACGAAACGAAGAAAGAAAUGAUGGAAGAGAAGAAAGUGGACGACUCCGAGGACUGGGUAAACACCGACGACGAGAACGACGAGGCAGCGUACGAGGCAUGGAAACUUCGAGAGCUCAAGCGCAUCAAGAGAGACAAGGAAGAGAAGGAGCAGUACGAGAAAGAGCGAAUGGAAGUGGAGCGCCUGCACAACAUGACGGAAGAAGAAAGGCGUGCAGAGUUACGAGCCAACCCACACGUCGUUACAAACAAACCUAUGAAAGGGAAAUACAAAUUUCUGCAGAAGUACUAUCACAGAGGUGUCUUCUUCUUGGACAAAGAAGAAGGUGUGCUCAAGAGAGAUUAUUCUGCACCUACUCUGGAAGAUCAUUUUGAUAAGACUGUGUUACCUAAAGUCAUGCAGGUUAAAAACUUUGGACGCUCUGGUCGUACCAAGUACACGCACUUGGUAGACCAAGACACGACGUUAUUCGAUUCUCCGUGGAUGUCGGAGACUGCCCAGAACCUCAAAUUUCACGCCAAUCAGGCUGGAGGCGUGCGACAGGCCUUUGAACGGCCAAGCAUCAAGAAACGCAAGACCAGUGCUUGAAUGUUUACGCCGUUCUUGUUCUUGUAAAUAGAGUUUGUGUACUGAUAAUCUGCGUUGUUGCAAAAUAAACACUGAGUGUGGA
Ornithodoros turicata is the source of this 1606-nucleotide messenger RNA. RefSeq names its product microfibrillar-associated protein 1-like (gene Mfap1). Gene Ontology annotation, biological process: mRNA splicing, via spliceosome. The transcript is spliced from 11 exons. The coding region runs from base 190 to 1524 and encodes 444 amino acids. Gene Ontology annotation, molecular function: RNA binding. The record is from RefSeq and is a predicted model, not a curated record. Lineage: Eukaryota; Metazoa; Arthropoda; Arachnida; Ixodida; Argasidae. Gene Ontology annotation, cellular component: U2-type spliceosomal complex.